ACCCCCAUCAGGACUCUAAGUUGCUCACCUGUACCGGUGACGUCACGGGGCUGGGCGCAGGUGAGGGAGCAUGGCCGGCGGGAGCAGCAACAGACCGGGACCGGGUCCCUGCGGGUUCGAUCUGGAGAAGGGGCCCCGUCAGUUAAUGAGAACUGGUAUUGCAUUAAUCUUCGUGGGGCAUGUGAAUUUUAUCCUUGGCGCCAUUGUCCACGGCACGAUAUUAAGACACGUUGCAAAUCCAGAGAAGAGAGUAAGCCCCGAAUACUGCGCGGCAAACAUCAUCUCUGUGGUGUCAGGACUAUUGAGUAUCACCACUGGGAUCUGCGCUAUAUUGGCAUCCAGAAAUCUUGGCAGAGCCAGUAUCCAUUGGGCUCUCCUGGUUCUCUCCCUGCUGAAUUCCCUGCUCUCUGCUGCCUGUUUCCUGGGUUUAAUCCUCUCCAUCUCCCUCACCAUUGCCAAUGGAGGGAAGAACUUGAUAUCUGGCUGCAAUUCCACUAUUCUGCCUGCAGAAACACACUCUGUCGUUAUGAGCAACGAGUGCCCUUUUGAUACAACUCGAAUAUAUGACACUACGCUAGCUUUGUGGUUUCCUUCCAUGUUCCUUUCAGCUGUGGAGACAGCACUAUCUGUGCGCUGCUGUGUGGUGGCAUUUAUCCUGCGUGGCAUUGGCCCAUGUGGAGAGACUUACCUUAGACAGAGGUUGCAGGAGGAGGAAGCAGAGAAGGAGAAAAUGGAUGAAUCUCUAAGACCAGAAACUCACCAACUAAUUGAGGCCAAUGCAUAGAGGACACUGGAAAAGAAUGAAGUGUUUUUUGAGUUAUUUCCUCAGAUUUGUUUUAAGCUGCUCUGAAUUGAUUAAUUUCAAGUCCAACACCCCAAAGUCUCCAACACUCCACCAUGUUGUCCACGAGCAGGCUUCUAUUAGAGCCGGUGACUGAGCAGCCUGGGCCGUGACAGCAUGUAAUGUUCCACUGUCAUAUUAAAGCACUGGCUGGUUCAUCCUCCCGCAAUGAGAUGUACUGUAUUUCUUAAUUGUAAUCUUGCUUUUAUGUUUUUAACUAAAUAUAAAAUUACUAAUAAAACCUAUUUUUACUGUG
Molecule: messenger RNA, 1097 nt
Organism: Pelobates fuscus (common spadefoot toad)
Lineage: Eukaryota; Metazoa; Chordata; Amphibia; Anura; Pelobatidae
Gene: KRTCAP3
Product: keratinocyte associated protein 3
Exons: 7
Coding region: 71-784 (237 amino acids)
Source: RefSeq, a predicted model, not a curated record